UCGACGAUUUCCCCCAACAUUUUUCUCUUCCUUCGUCUUCGUCGGCUUCUUUCUGUUUCCUCCUCUGUUCGAGGUCUCUCAUGGACUCUUUGCUAGCCAACUACGCUUCUUCAGACGAAGAAGCAGAACAACAUCAACAAGAGGCAAAACAACAGCAAAAGGGCCUAUCUCUCCCUAAACCCACCUCAAAAUCUACAAGCAAUGCCUCAGAUUCUGCCUCCAAAACCCCCUUCUUCUCUUCUCUUCCUCAACCUAAGUCCUCCAUCUUUUCUUCUCUUCCAGCUCCAACCUCCAAAUCACAAACCCUCACAGACCCACCUUCUUCUCACCCUAAACCCAAAAGGGUCGUUCAGUUCAGGCCCCCAAUUCCGCAAUCUGUGCUCAAGUCUCGGGAUGAGGAGGACGAAGACGAGGAUGAAGAGAGAGAGCGAAAACGCCGCAAUCAGUCUGUGACUCAAACCCCAUCUGUCAGUUCCUGGUUAUCGGCCAUUCCGGCGCCCAAACACUCGCAGGCAACGUUGGGUGCGAUCCCUUCUUCAGGUUCGGGUCGAAGAUCGAUUGUUGAGGUGGGUAUUGAUGUGCCUGAAACGAAUUCGGAAAAAGAAACCGGUGUUGGUCGAACUGUAGGGAAUUCGGAGAGCAAUUGGGCUGAUGGGUCCUCGGGUGCUUAUCAAACUGUGGAGAAUUUUGAGAGCAAUUGGGUUGAUGGGUCGUCUUCGGCUUCAUUGGAACAAAGUUCGAAUUGGUCUGGAGGUGCGGAGAGUCAGCAGGUGUAUGAAGGUUAUGGUAGUUAUGGGAAUUAUGGUGGUUAUGGACAUUAUGAGAACAACUGGGGUGAUGGGUCUGCGGCAGCACUGCCAGAGGCGGCAGGGACAGAAAGUGCAGUGAGGGUGCCGGGAAAGAGAGGGAGGAAUGAGGUUCCAGUGGAGAUUGUUGAGGUGAAGCAAGAUGAGUUGAUUAAGAAUAGGCCAAGGGAGGACCAAGUCAAGUUAACUGGAAUUGCUUUUGGUCCUUCUUACCAGCCUGUUUCAACGAAGGGGAAGCCUACAAAGCUGCACAAAAGGAAACACCAGAUUGGUUCUUUAUACUUUGAUAUGAAGCAGAAGGAGAUGGAACUUUCAGAACGGCGAGCAAAAGGCUUCCUUACUAAAGCUGAAACUCAAGCCAAGUAUGGAUGGUGAUUUUGAGAAGACGUUUUUCCUUUUUCUUUUCUUUCCUUUUCUCUUUACCUGUUAUAUCUUGAAUUGGCGUUUGGAACAUUAGAUGUCACAAAAGUUUGCUUCAGGAUGUAACUAAUUUACCUGAAUUUCAAAGUUGUUUCAAUUCUUGGGAGCUGUACAUAUGGCUGGCAGUAUUAAAUCCUUGAUUAUUUAUCUAUCAGAAAAAAAAAAAUAUAUGGCUGGCAGUAAUUCCCUUCAA
Messenger RNA from Vitis riparia (riverbank grape), 1419 nucleotides. RefSeq lists its product as uncharacterized. The coding region runs from base 81 to 1181 and encodes 366 amino acids. Gene Ontology annotation, cellular component: nucleus. NCBI's taxonomy places the organism in Eukaryota, Viridiplantae, Streptophyta, Magnoliopsida, Vitales, Vitaceae. The transcript is spliced from 2 exons. The record is from RefSeq and is a predicted model, not a curated record.